GCGCCCGCGGCCGGCCCACAGCAAGGGGAGAGGGAGGCGGUGAGUAGGCGGCGGCCGGCCGGGCUGGUCCGGGCAGGUCCGGGCGGGGAGCACGCUGCCGGGCCGGGACCCCGCGCCGGAGCCCGAGCGAGUACACCAGGCCGCGGCCCCGCCUCCUGCCCGCCCCGCGCCAGCCGGUCGGCGCCGGGAGUUCGGAGCAGCGCCGGGCGGGCAGGGCCGCGCCGAAGCCGCCGCCGCCGGUACUCCGCCUGACGUGGGCCCGACGGGGAAGCCUGAGCCGGGCGGCGCCCGGAGCCGGGAGGCGCCCCACGCGGCUCAUGGCGGGGCCGCGGGGCGCGCUGCUGGCCUGGUGCCGCCGCCAGUGCGAGGGCUACCGCGGCGUGGACAUCCGCAACCUGAGCAGCUCCUUCCGGGACGGCCUGGCCUUCUGCGCCAUCCUGCACCGGCACCGGCCCGACCUGCUAGAUUUUGAUUCCCUGUCCAAGGACAAUGUGUUCGAGAAUAACCGUUUGGCCUUCGAAGUGGCUGAGAAGGAGCUGGGCAUCCCUGCUCUCCUGGACCCCAAUGACAUGGUCUCCAUGAGUGUCCCCGACUGCCUCAGCAUCAUGACCUACGUGUCCCAGUAUUACAACCACUUCGCCAGCCCUGGCCAAGCCGGCGUCUCAUCGCCCGGAAAGGGCCUGGCACCCUCCUCCCCACCAUCUGCUCCAGCGGAACCGGGAGACAGGGCUCAGGGCGAGGCGCUCUCCUCGGGUGACCUGUCGGAGCAGGGCGCCCACCGGACGCCCAGCAGCACGUGCGCGGCCUGCGGGCAGCACGUGCACCUGGUGCAGCGUUACCUGGCCGAGGGCAAGCUGUACCACCGGCACUGCUUCCGGUGCCGGCAGUGCUCCAGCACCCUGGUCCCCGGGGCCUACCGGAGCGGGCCCGAGGAGGGCACCUUCGUGUGUGCCGAGACCUGUGCCCGGCUGGGCCCGGGAGGGCGGGCAGGGGCCAAGCCCCGGUCCCCCCCACAGCCGAAGCAACAGCAAGACGAUGCAAAAGAAGCAGCAGAAGAAGCCAAGGACGUGGAGGGAGGCAGCCCCAGUGCGGCUGCAGGGGCCGAGGCCCGGCCCCAGAUCCCCACCAAGCCCUGCGUGCCGGACCGACCGCAGGACCUGGCCAGCCCCCCAGCCGGCCGCCCCAUGCCCGCUCCCCGGAAGGCCUUGGAGAGCACAGCCCAGACGCCCCCCACGCCCCGGCCCCGGUCCAGCCUGCAGCCUGAGAACUUGGAGCCGGGCGGCGGCAGCCUAGUGAAUGGAAGGCUGCACGAGCCCCCCGUCCCCAAGCCGCGAGGGACACCCAAGCUGUCAGAGAGGGCUCCAGCCCCCAGGAAGGACCCUCCUUGGAUCACGCUGGUGCAGGCAGAACCCAAGAAGAAGCCAGCCCCGCUGCCCCCGAGCAGCAGCCCCCGGCUGCCGGGCCGGGACGGCGGGCGGGUGGAGAACGGAGGCGCGGAAGAGGUGGCCCCGAGGACCCCUGCAGAGGCUGGCCUAGAGCCCAAGCCCUACAACCCCUUUGAGGAGGAGGAGGAGGAGGAGGCGGCGGCAGCAGGGGAGCCCCCCGCCGCACCCAGCCUGGCCACCGGCCCCGCCCAGGCCCUCCAGGAGAGCACGCCCAAGUCCCUGCACCCCUGGUACGGCAUCACUCCCACCAGCAGCCCCAAGACAAAGAAGCGCCCUGCCCCCCGAGCGCCCAGUGCGUCCCCACUAGCCCUCCACGCCUCCCGCCUCUCGCACUCCGAGCCGCCCUCGGCCGCCCCGUCGCCAGCCCUCAGCGUGGAGAGCCUGUCGUCCGAGGGCUCCAGCCAGACCGUCAGCGGGCAGCUCCUGGAGCCCCCGGUGGUGCCCAAGAGCUCCUCAGAGCCUGCCGUCCACGCCCCCGGCACCCCCGCCACCUCCGCCAGCCUCUCCGCCGACUCCUCGCUGUCCUCCUCUGGGGAGCUGGCGCAGCCCGCCGCGGGCCGUCCGCCUCAAGCCAGCCCUGGCCUUGACCCCGGCACGAAGGGCAGCCCGGGCCCCCAGCCAGCCAAGCCCUGCAGUGGCGCUGCGCCCACCCCUCUCUUGUUGGUGGGGGAUAAGACCCUCGUGCCCUGCCCUGGCACCUCAUCCCCGCAGCUCCAGGUAAAGUCUUCCUGCAAGGAGAAUCCUUUUAACCGGAAGGCAUCACCCACAGCGUCCCCAGCCACAAAGAAAGCCACCAAGGGACCCAAGCCGGCGAGGCCGCCUGCUCCAGGACACGGCUUCCCACUCAUCAAGCGCAAGGUGCAGGCUGACCAGUACAUCCCUGAGGAGGACAUCCACGGAGAGGUGGACACCAUCGAGCGCCAGCUGGAUGCCCUGGAGCUCCGCGGGGUUCUGCUGGAGGAGAAGCUGCGCAGCGGCGUGAAUGAGGGCCGCGAGGACGACAUGCUGGUGGACUGGUUCAAGCUCAUCCACGAGAAGCACCUGCUGGUGCGGCGGGAGUCCGAGCUCAUCUACGUCUUCAAGCAGCAGAACCUGGAGCAGCGUCAGGCCGAUGUGGAGUAUGAGCUGCGGUGCCUUCUCAACAAGCCGGAGAAAGAGUGGACCGAGGAUGACCGGGGCCGGGAGAAGGUGCUGAUGCAGGAGAUCGUGACCCUCAUCGAGCAGCGCAACGCCAUCGUCAACUGCCUGGACGAGGACCGGCAGAGGGAGGAAGAGGAAGAUAAGAUGUUGGAAGCCAUGAUCAAGAAGAAAGAGUUCCAGAAGGAGGCCGAAUCUGAGAGCAGGAAAAAGGGGAAGUUCAAGACCAUGAAGGUGCUGAAGCUGCUAGGAAACAAGCGCGACACCAAGAGCAAGUCCCCGGGGGACAAGAGCUAACAGCAGGGGGACUUCCACUCGCCCCUUUCCGGCUCAGUCCUGUCGCUCUGGUUCUGACGACUCCAGACGCCGCGACAGUCGCAAGGAGCCAGCGGGGGCCUGGGUCCCCGGAGUGGAGCGGCACGGCCCAGCACACCUGCCCCUGCUUGUCCCGCCCAGCGCCUGCCGUGACGGGCGGCUCCUCGGCCCUCCUUCCCCUGUCACAUCCAGAUGGGAUUCUCAGCUGCCAAAGUUCUGGACCGAGGGUCCUGCCACCACGGGGUCUGCCGUGGGUCUCUGCCUCUUGGGUGCUGCGCCCCCUGCAGGCCGCAGGCGGGCCCGGCUGCGCUGGCUUCUUCCUGCCUCGGCCCAGCCCCGAGUCCGUCUUCCCGUCCCGGCUGGCGGCCCUGGGUCUGUCCUCCUCGCUCAGGAGCUGCGUUCACCACGUCUCUGAGUUUAUUCAGUGGCUGCGCCCUCAGCCACGAACACGCAUGAUGGACAAAACCGCCCCCCUCUGUCUCUCCGGGUUCCAGGAGGCUCUUCCCUCCUCCUCCCUUGCUGUGCAGGGAACCUCCCUGGGGCGGUGCUGGGGCGGCCGCCCUGGGUGGGUGGGUGUCCCAGUGCCAAGUCUCCCAGCAGGGGUCUCUGCUCCCUCACCUGCCGAGGGGGCACGCUUUAUGUAGGUGCUAACCCUGGUUCUCCGACAUGCUACAGUCUGCCACCUCGCUGGGUGUCCCCCGGGGACGGUGGCCGCUCCUGUGCGUGGUCAUCGCCGGUCUCUCCCCUCACGUUCCUGUUUGUCCUUUCCCCCAAGGACUGAUGGCCACACCCCGCUGGGAGGAGCCGGUGGGGACAAUGCCUUUUCCCCAGGGACCGUGUCCAGCAGCUCUGGGUCGAAACACUGUUGCUAUAAGCUAUCUGGGGGGCACCCCAAGGGCCCCCUUCCCUCAGCGCACCUCUGGGGGAAGAUCACACUGAAUGAACUCGUGGGGGUUUGCCUCGCCCACAAUGAAUGGAGACCACCUCAUUGCUGGGGCCCUGCAGACUCGGGGUGCUUGUCCCUGGCCAGGCCUGCCUUCUCUCCUGCCCUCACUGCGCCUCGGGGCCGGGCACUUCUGCUGGCCCAGGUGGGCACGUAGGGCUGCCCACCAGCGGAGCCCUUGGCCCCCUGCCAGCCGUCGGGCU
Molecule: messenger RNA, 4043 nt
Organism: Phyllostomus discolor (pale spear-nosed bat)
Lineage: Eukaryota; Metazoa; Chordata; Mammalia; Chiroptera; Phyllostomidae
Gene: MICALL1
Product: MICAL like 1
Exons: 16
Coding region: 318-2879 (853 amino acids)
Molecular function (GO): protein binding
Source: RefSeq, a predicted model, not a curated record